AUGGCUUUCUCAAACUAUUUAGCCAGCUGUGUGCGUUCAGUUGUAUGCAUCAGUUUAUAUGUUAGUAAAUCUAUCUAUCUAUCUAUCUAUCUAUCUAUCUAUCAAUCUAUCUAUCUAAAUUCUUACCGUCUUUCUUUUAGUCGUUUUUUUUUUCUUGUGGAAUUGGAAUGGCCAUUCAUUUCUGUUGAGCUUCAUAAGCCUCCGACCGGUGCACCAUUCUUGACUUGGUCGUUUAUCUCGUUUAUUUCCGAGCAAUCUUUUAGUGAAAAACCUCUUCGCGUUGUCGUUUCUCCGCUGCUAACUGUUCAUGAAGGAUAUUCCGUUCUUUCUCCCUUUUCCCUUGUCUCCUCCUUUCACCCCGGAACUCUGGUCCCACGUUCCCCCAUUACCCGUCCGUGUCUUUUUACCCGCUAUGAAAGAUCCUCCCGCGUCAAGCCUCGAGCGAAAUCCUAUUAA
Messenger RNA from Acanthosepion pharaonis, 456 nucleotides. The record is from the annotation of a GenBank genome assembly. Lineage: Eukaryota; Metazoa; Mollusca; Cephalopoda; Sepiida; Sepiidae.